AUGGAUAUCUUCAACAGAUGCGUCCCGGAGCUCCCGUCGGCGGGAGCCAGAGGACUUGUUUGCGAUGGAGAUGGAGCAGGAGACGUCGGCUUCGACAGAGCCGGGGCUGGAACCGAAGCCGGAGGGGAAGCAACCGGAGCCGACGUAGGUGCAGCCGGUGGAGGAGGAGAUGGCACCGGAGGCGGCGGCGAGGCGGGAACUAUCGGCGGAGGCGCGGAGACUGGCAGUGGUGUUGAAACCGGAGGCGGCGUUGCUGCUGGAGGCGUCGGAGUGGUCACCGGAGGUGGACUAAUUCUCUACAAAGUGCCGCAACAAGCGUAUGGAUGA
Molecule: messenger RNA, 327 nt
Organism: Salvia hispanica
Lineage: Eukaryota; Viridiplantae; Streptophyta; Magnoliopsida; Lamiales; Lamiaceae
Source: RefSeq, a predicted model, not a curated record